This is a messenger RNA of Alternaria ethzedia, 786 nucleotides long. RefSeq lists its product as uncharacterized. The coding region runs from base 1 to 786 and encodes 261 amino acids. NCBI's taxonomy places the organism in Eukaryota, Fungi, Ascomycota, Dothideomycetes, Pleosporales, Pleosporaceae. Gene Ontology annotation, molecular function: RNA-DNA hybrid ribonuclease activity; nucleic acid binding. The transcript is spliced from 3 exons. Gene Ontology annotation, biological process: DNA replication, removal of RNA primer. The record is from RefSeq and is a predicted model, not a curated record.
AUGACUACCUCUAUCGAACCGGAUUGGCCAGGGCUGCUCAAGAUCAGUACCGAUGGCAGUUCCUUCCGCAAUGGAAAGGCUGAUGCUGCCGCUGGCGUUGGAGUCUUCUUCGGUGUCAGUGACCCUAGAAAUGUCGGCGCACCUCUCGGCCCGGGUCCUCAGACCAAUCAACGCGCCGAACUCAUGGCCAUCAAGAUCGCCCUCGAGAAGGUCUCAUUGAGCCAAGACGUUCUCAUCCGCAGCGACUCAAAGUACGCCAUCCAGUGCGUAACGAAAUGGCACCGCGGCUGGAAGAUGUCCAGCUGGAACAAGCAAGAAGGCGAAUACUACGAGCACAUGGAUGUUAUCGAAUCGGUUGUAAUUCGCAAGCAAUUGAGGAAGAAUGUUGGUGCCAAGACGAAGUUCUUCUGGGUUAAAGGCCACAUCGGUGAUGCAGGAAACGAAGCCGCUGACAAGUUGGCCAGUCGAGGAUCUAAGCGCACCUGGUUUGACCGACCUGAAAACAAGAAGAACAAGCGCGAGAGUAAGGGAAUUCCUCGCGCAGCUGAUAUGCAUUGGGUGCGCGGGAGAAAGGUGGUAAAGAGACCGGAUGGGCAAGGUGAAGAACUUGUACAGUUGACAGCCGAAGAACUGGAGAUACAACUCGUAGAGUGGAAGGGUAAGAAGUUUACCCGAACUACCGUUGUUGACGGCGAUGGGAAGGACAAGACUGGAAAGAACAAGACUGGGAAGCACGAGAUUGGCAAGAACAAGGUCGUGAAGAAGACAUACAGCAAGAAGAAAUAA